Molecule: messenger RNA, 1032 nt
Organism: Clonostachys rhizophaga
Lineage: Eukaryota; Fungi; Ascomycota; Sordariomycetes; Hypocreales; Bionectriaceae
Source: the annotation of a GenBank genome assembly
AUGCCUACUACGACGGCGGAAACGCUAUCUCUCGUCACUCGGAACGUGUCUGUCGCUCCUCUCGUCCUUUUGUCUGCCGUCGACCACUACAAUCGUACGAUACAGCAGAACAACAGUGCAAAGUCGAAACGAGUGGUUGGUGUACUUCUUGGGCAGAACGACGGCAAGAAUGUGAGAGUAUCAAACAGCUUCGCAGUUCCUUUCGAAGAGGAUGAGAAGGACCCUUCGGUGUGGUUCUUGGAUCACAACUACGUCGAGUCUAUGAACGAUAUGUUUAAGAAGGUCAACGCCAGAGAGAAGUUAAUAGGCUGGUAUCAUUCCGGCCCAAAGCUUCGAGCCUCCGACUUGGAGAUCAAUGAGCUCUUCAAGCGCUAUAACCCCAACCCUCUCCUGGUCAUCAUUGAUGUCCAGCCAAAGGAGUCUGGCGUGCCUACGGACGCUUACUUCGCCGUAGAGGAGAUCAAAGACGAUGGCACCACGACUUCAAGGACCUUUGUCCAUACCCCCUCGAUCAUCGAGGCCGAAGAAGCAGAGGAGAUCGGUGUCGAGCAUCUGUUAAGAGAUAUCCGAGAUGUCGCAGUCGGAACCCUAUCAACCAGAGUCACCAACCAACUUCAAUCUCUUCAAGGUCUCCACCUCCGCCUACGUGAUAUUGGCGCCUACCUUCAGAAGGUCCUUGAUGGCGAUCUCCCCGUCAACCACGCGAUUCUUGGAAAUCUUCAAGAUGUGUUCAACCUCCUACCCAACCUUUCGACCCCCGAGAGCAGUGACAAGUCUGGCAGUGGUGACCUUGCAAAUGCUCUGAGUAUCAAGACCAACGAUCAGCUCAUGACCAUCUACCUGAGCAGUCUGAUACGCGCCAUCACCGCGUUCCACGAUCUCAUCGAGAACAAGAUCCAGAACAGACAACAACAGGAAGAGAAGGAAGCGAAGAAGGAGGUGAAUGGAAAGGAAGAGAAGAAGGAAGGCGCCACCGGCGACAGCAAGGAGACGGCCGACAAGGACAAGGAGAGCAAGGAAAAGACAAAAUAA